CGUGAAAAUAAUUCGAAUAAUAAUUCUGAAUAUACUUGGUAAAUAAUUUUCUAAUUUUUGCAUUAAAGUAAAGUUUUUACGUUGGAACAUCGUUAUACGUAAGAUUAUUUAGAUUUCAUAUAACAAUUUACAACUGUAUGACAAUGUAUGUUCCUAUACAUAGACGAUAGAUUACUAUUUGAUUUUUUACUUAUUUUCACAAAACGAUAUAUACAUAUUACAUAUAUUGAUAAUGACUGAACCAAUUCCAUCGUUAGAAAAAUCGAAGAAAAUUAAUGCAAUAAAUAAACAGACAAUUCAUCAAAUUUGUUCUGGUCAGGUAAUACUUGAUCUUGCAACUGCUGUGAAAGAACUUGUAGAAAAUAGCUUAGAUAGUGGUGCUACAUUAAUUGAUAUUAAAUUGAAAGAUUAUGGAAAGACAUGUAUCAGUGUCAGUGAUAAUGGAAGCGGUGUUUUAGAAGAAGAUUUUGAAGGACUAGGAUUAAAGCAUUAUACUUCUAAACUUCGGGAAUUCUCAGAUUUAACAGAAGUGAACACUUUUGGAUUUCGAGGAGAAGCUCUUAGUUCACUUUGUUCAUUAGCUGACUUAAGUAUUAUUACAAAACAUUGUACAAGUAAACAUGGUUUUAAGCUACAAUUUGAUCACAAUGGCAUGCUACAAAAAAAAGAACCAUGUGCAAGAGAAACAGGAACUACUGUGCAUAUAAAAAAUAUAUUUAAGUGUUUUUCUGUUAGAGCAAGAGAAUUUCAAAGAAAUCUUAAGAAGGAAUAUGUUCAUGCUAUUCAAGUACUGUACAGUUAUUGCUUGAUUUCUACUAAUACGAAAAUAACAUGUUUUAAUUGUGUAUCAAACAAAUCUCCUAAUCUUGUAGUUAGUACUACUAGUCCCAGUAAUAUUUUAAACAAUAUAAACCUAAUAUUUGGUAAAAAGUCUUCCACUGGAUUAAUUAAAGUUGAAUUGUCACCUGCUGAUGAGACAACAUUGCAAGAAUAUAAUUUAUCAAAUAAUACAAUUAUGGAUUUUGAAUGGGACUGCUAUAUAAGUAGUUGUGAUCAUGAUAUGGGACGCUCUGCUCCUGACAGACAAUUUUUUUAUGUAAAUGAUCGACCAUGUGAUCUGACAAAAGUCAGUAAAUUAAUAAAUCAAAUUUAUCACAGAUAUAAUAAUAAACAAUAUCCAUUUGUUUUUCUAAAUUUAAAAUUAAAUAAACACUCAACUGAUAUUAAUGUAACUCCAAAUAAAAGAACUAUCUUUUGUACACAAGAACGUUUAAUUUUAGCAACUUUAAAAUAUAAUUUAACAUCUGAAUGGGAGAAAUUACAAGGAAAUUUAACUGUAAAUCCUGUACCAGAAUUAAAUUUUAGUGUAAAAAGAACAAUUUCACCUACAAAUGAAUGUCGACCAACUAAACGAUUUCAUAAUUUAAAUACAUCAAAUAUACAUUCAAAAUAUACAGAAACACAAAAUAUACAAUGUAUUAAUGAAAAUAAAACUAUUCAAUAUGAUAAUGAUAAUGUACAAAAUAACAUAACAAAUCAGGCAAAAAUAAUAGACGACAUAGAAAUGCCAAUUAGCAUUCUAACAAUAAAACAACAACUUCAAAAGAAACAAAAGCUUUUACCCAAAUGCAUAGUUUCAAGUACAAGGAUCAAAUUUAAGGCACAAAUGGAUCAAAAUUCAAAGGCUGAAAAUGAAUUGAAAAGACAAUUAACGAAAAAUUCGUUUUUAGAGAUGGAAAUUAUAGGUCAAUUUAAUCUUGGUUUUAUAAUAACACGUUUGAAAGAAGAUCUUUUCAUUAUUGAUCAACAUGCUACUGAUGAAAAAUAUCGUUUUGAAAAACUUAAUAAUGAAACGCAGUUAAAAACUCAAAAAUUAAUUGUUCCUAAAUUUUUAAAUAUUUCUGCACUUAAUGAAACAAUAUUAAUUGAACAUCAAAAAACGUUUGAAGAUAAUGGUUUCUUUUUCAAAAUAAAUACUGAAGCCGAAUCUGGACAUCGUGUACAACUGACUGGUAUACCAGUUAGUGGUUCUUGGCAGUUUGGACAAGAAGACAUUGAAGAAUUAAUUUUCCUGAUUAGAGAAGGUGGUAUAGAAAACAAAGACAAAAAUAUAUUUCGUCCAAGUCGAGUAAGACAAAUGUUAGCAUCAAGAGCUUGUCGCAAGGCAGUUAUGAUUGGUACUGCUCUUAAUAAUAAUGACAUGCAUAAAUUAGUUAUUCAAAUGGCACAAAUGGAAAAUCCUUGGAGUUGUCCUCAUGGUAGACCAACAAUAAGACAUUUAUUAUCAUUGGAUCUUAUAUCUAAAUAAAUUAUAUUUUUAUGUAUUA
This is a messenger RNA of Frieseomelitta varia, 2327 nucleotides long. It is a transcript of the gene Pms2, whose product is annotated as mismatch repair endonuclease PMS2-like. The coding region runs from base 233 to 2308 and encodes 691 amino acids. Gene Ontology annotation, molecular function: ATP hydrolysis activity; ATP binding; ATP-dependent DNA damage sensor activity. Gene Ontology annotation, biological process: mismatch repair. Gene Ontology annotation, cellular component: MutLalpha complex. NCBI's taxonomy places the organism in Eukaryota, Metazoa, Arthropoda, Insecta, Hymenoptera, Apidae. The transcript is spliced from 5 exons. The record is from RefSeq and is a predicted model, not a curated record.